AUGUCCGGCCUACCAUCUGAUGACCUCGUCGAGGAUUACAAGAUCUCUUUAGAGGAUCUCACCACCAAUGACCGAUUCCAGAUCAAUAACCUCACCGUCAUAGCUAGAGAGAACACCGAACACGCCAUGGCCAUCUCUAGAGUCUUGGAGAACCAUAUCGGACAGACGCCUCCCAUGCAGAAAUUGCCGGCUCUCUAUGUAGUCGAUUCCAUUGUCAAGAACGUUGGAACUCCCUACACUCUGUUCUUGGGACAACACAUGUAUCAAACCUUUAUGAAUGCGUACGCGACGGUUGAUCAAGCUACUCGUCGCAAGCUGGACGAAAUGCUCAAGACGUGGAAGGAGCCUGUACCUGGCUCACUGGACACUCGUCCCGUCUUUCCCUCCGACAUCACUCGCACCAUCGAGAAUGCUCUGAUUCGAGCACGCACCGCUGCCAUUGAACGAGAGCGACCCCAGGUCCAGAUUAAUCGCGGUCGUGGAACGCCUACAGGCCGGUCCAACAACAACAACACACCACCGCAAGGCACGGCUCGUCCGCCACCCCAACAUGCCAACAACGGGCGUUCCAUGCAUACAUCGGUAGGAGAUCUCGCCAAAUUCUGGACUACGGCCCAUGCUUAUCAUACUGUCAUCUCGCAGACACCUCCUCAAGGUCAUCAUCCCGUGGAAUCUCUGAAUCGAGAUCUCGAGGCCUUGAUCGCUGCUGCAAGAACCAACUUUGCCAAUAGCCCCUUUGACCCUGCUUCCCAGGCGCGUUUGAAAGCGCUACUUGAUCUCCAGGGCAUUUUACAGAACCAGCAGCUCACUCCAGACCAGCUAAAGCUCGUCCGAGACCAGAUCUCCGCUAUGGCAGCGUCGAAUACAGUUCCCAACGUGCCUGUGGCAGCACCUCCAGUUCCAGUUCCAGCACCCGUAUCAACACCGCCAGCACAGCCCUCGUCGCAACCCUUACAAAAUCUUCUCAAUUCGUCCACCCUCGCCGAUCUCAUCAAAGCAACGGCAAAUCGACAGCAGCCUACUCCACCCCCACAAAUCCCCAAUGCUUUCCCUACGAUGCCCCAGAUUCCAGUUAGCAGUACGCCACAACCUGCCGAAAAUCCACUGAUUGCCCAACUUCGCGCGCGUGGCCUGCUUCCUUCUCAUUCCGCGCCGCCUGCGAUGUCUUCCAGCGGCACACCGCCAAUGGGAGGAUCUAUGCCAUUUUAUAUGCCUGGUCAACCACUUUCUACACCGCCAGCCCCGACACCACCCCAAGCAGGUGCCGCAUCCAUGGUUCCUAUGAAAACUGCGUUCAUGAAAUUUCCCCGGCUCAACCUUGUGGUCACUCUCUAUGACGCAAAGUCAAACAAAUGCGGCACCUGUGGGCGUCGCUUUCCUACGACGGCAGAAGGCAAGGAAAAGAAAGCACGGCAUUUGGACUGGCACUUCAAGACUAACCAGCGUAUGGUUGAUGCUUCCAAGCGGGCCCAGAACCGCAGCUGGUAUGUCGAUGAAAGGGACUGGAUUAAAUCCCGCGAGGCUAGCGAUGACUCAGGCCCGGCCGACACGGAGACCACAACCGAUGGAGAAGUUGGAGCAGAUGGCAAGGCCUCAAAACAAGGACCGCCCAAGGCAUGGAUCAGGGCGCCGAACGAUGCUAAACUUCGCAACACCCCUUGUCCCAUCUGCCAGGAGAUGUUUGAAUCGACAUGGUCUGAAGAUGUCCAGGAUUGGAUCUGGCAGGAUGCUAUCAAGGUUGCCAGCAGAGUCUAUCACGCUAGCUGUUAUGCCGAAGUGACGGCGAAUGGCCCAGUGCCGCGCAGCUCGACACCGCAAGGACGAAGCGGUACACCCGACUCGGUCCUGGGCAAGCGGAAGGCGGAGGGCAAUGACUCUCCGGGACUUAAUGUGCGGAUUAAGAUGGAGCCUGCAUGA
Messenger RNA from Penicillium manginii, 1917 nucleotides. RefSeq names its product putative mRNA cleavage factor complex component Pcf11. The transcript has 4 exons. Gene Ontology annotation, molecular function: RNA polymerase II complex binding; mRNA binding. Gene Ontology annotation, cellular component: mRNA cleavage factor complex; cytoplasm. The coding region runs from base 1 to 1917 and encodes 638 amino acids. Gene Ontology annotation, biological process: termination of RNA polymerase II transcription. The record is from RefSeq and is a predicted model, not a curated record. NCBI's taxonomy places the organism in Eukaryota, Fungi, Ascomycota, Eurotiomycetes, Eurotiales, Aspergillaceae.